Messenger RNA from Jaculus jaculus (lesser Egyptian jerboa), 582 nucleotides. Its product is annotated as transforming protein RhoA-like. Lineage: Eukaryota; Metazoa; Chordata; Mammalia; Rodentia; Dipodidae. Gene Ontology annotation, cellular component: cleavage furrow; dendritic spine. The record is from RefSeq and is a predicted model, not a curated record. Gene Ontology annotation, biological process: cell migration; small GTPase-mediated signal transduction; stress fiber assembly. Gene Ontology annotation, molecular function: GTP binding; GTPase activity. The coding region runs from base 1 to 582 and encodes 193 amino acids. The transcript has a single exon.
AUGGCUGCCAUCCGAAAGAAACUGGUGAUUGUUGGUGAUGGAGCUUGUGGCAAGACAUGCUUGCUCAUUGUUUUCAGCAAGGACCGGUUCCCAGAGAUGUACGUGCCCACAGUGUUUGAGAACUAUGUGGCAGAUAUUGAGGUGGAUGGAAAUCAGGUAGAAUUGGCCCUGUGGGAUACAGCUGGACAGGAAGAUUAUGAUCGCCUGAGGCCUCUCUCUUAUCCAGACACUGAUGUUAUACUGAUGUGUUUCUCCAUUGACAGGCCUGAUAGUUUAGCAAACAUCCCAGAAAAAUGGACUCCAGAAGUCAAGCAUUUCUGCCCCAACGUACCCAUUAUCCUGGUUGGGAACAAGAAGGAUCUUCGAAAUGACAAGCACACAAUACAGGAGUUAGCCAAGGUGAAGCAGAAGCCAGUAAAACCGGAAGAAGGGAGAGACAUGGUGAACAAGAUUGAUGCUUUUGGGUACAUGGAGUGUUCAGCAAAGACCAAAGAUGGGGUGAUGGAGGUUUUUGAAACGGCCACAAGAGCUGCUCUGCAAACCAGGCGUGGGAAGAAAAGAUCUUCGUGUCUGUUCUUGUGA